AAUUCCUAGACGGAGUCUUCAGUGAUGUUUCUGGACAGCUGGUUUUGCUCUUCUGUUUUUUCAUAAUCUAAGUUACAUCUUGCCCAUUAUAGCAUUUAUUACCGACUGUGGGGGACUGAUUUUUUCGUCUCAGCUCCUGGGUCUGUUGGGGAAACUGUGUCAUGUCCAUCUCUGAUGAAUCUCUUGCCAUGGAGAUGCAGAAUGAUGGAGAUGGUAACAAAAUAAACAUUUUACGGGAGAGUGGGAGAACUCCCCAAAUGUUGUUGCGAUAUCUAAGGUUCAUUAAGGUUUUGUUAAAUCAAUAGAUGGGCGUGCUGCUAAGCCGCAGAGAGAUCACAUUCUCCUGAGACCUGUGACUUUUGGCCGGCCUUUCCAGUCUGUGAGAAAGCUGGCCCGGCGCCUCCUUGGCAGGGCGCUCCCGUUGCCGUAGAAACCGCAGGGUGGUCACGUGAGGCAGGAAGUGCAGUGUGCACUUCCGGCUGACGUCGGAGCCGCAGGCCGCCCGGAAGUUGUGGUCGGGGAGCGGCACAUGGCCGCCGGCUGACGGGAUGCCGCUUGUCGUGUUGUGCGGGCUCCCAGCCAGCGGCAAGAGCCGGCGUGCGGAGCAGCUGCGCGCGGCGCUGGCGGCCGAGGGCCGCGCGGUGCACGUGGUGGACGACGCCUCGGUGCUGGGGGCAGAGGACGCGGCCGCGUACGGCGACUCGGCCCGCGAGAAGGCGCUGCGCGGCGCCCUGCGGGCCUCGGUGGAGCGGCGUCUGAAUCGCCACGACGUGGUCAUCCUGGACUCGCUGAACCACAUCAAGGGCUUCCGCUACGAGCUCUACUGCCUGGCGCGGGCGGCGCGCACCCCUCUCUGCCUGGUCUACUGCGUGCAGCCGGGGCGCGGCGGCCGGGCAGCUCCGGAGCCGGGCGCGGGGGUCCAGGGGAGCUGCAGCCGGGGCGCCCCGGGCAGCUGGCGGCCGCGCGCCGAGGAGGUGAACGGGGGACCCACGGCGGCGAGCUCCGGGCGGGACGUGCCGACGGAGCUGAAGGACACGUCGGCCCUCGGGACCCCGGAGGCCAAGCCGUCCCCAGAGCCUGUGACCGGCACCCUGGAGGACUUAGCGCUGCGCUUUGAAGCCCCCGACUCCCGGAACCGCUGGGACCGGCCCUUGUUCACCGUGGUGGGCCUGGAGGAGCCGUUGCCCUUGGCGGAGAUCCAAGCCGCCCUGUUUGAGAACCGGGCCCCCCCACCCCACCAGUCCACGCAGUCCCAGCCCCUCGCCUCGGGCAGCUUUUUGCACCAGCUGGAUCAGGUCACCAGUCAGGUGUUGACCGGCCUGAUGGAAGCGCAAAAGAGCGCCGUUCCUGGGGACUUGCUUACGCUUCCCGGCACCACGGAGCAGCUGCUGUUUACCCGGCCCUGGACUCUGGCCGAACUGAGUCGCCUCCGUCGUCAGUUUAUUUCCUACACCAAAAUGCAUCCGAACUAUGAGAACCUGCCCCAGCUGACAAACAUGUUUCUUCAGUAUCUGAGUCGGAGCCUGCGCUAAGUCCGAGGGGACCAGGGGAGAAGCCUGGGUCCCGUGGAGCGUCGGCUUUGCUCCGUUGCCAGGGACUAGAGACUUCUGACUGCCCGGCCCGGCCCCGCCCCAAGGGGGUUGACAGCCACGCAGAGAAUGGAGAGCUAGGCGAGAGAAUCCGCGCUCAGGUGGACAACGUCGGCUCCAAUUGGAUUCUUGGGGAUGGCUCAGACAGCUGACCUGCUGCAGCUGCCAUGUGCGAGCGCCGACUGGGUCAUUGAGGUUUUGAACAGAAACUGAAGCGCAGACAGAUCUGUGUGUACACUGUUGUUUCCUUCAUGCAGUUUUUAAAUUCUGUACUUGCUUUUCACUAGUCUCUAUCUUCACACUGGGUUCAAAGUUGAAUCCAUUGGUUUCUACCCUUAGGAAGUUUUGGUUUUUGUGAAAAUGGAACUAAAUUAUUUCUUUUAAUAAAAAUGUUUGAAAGUAGAACGUUGUAAUAACCGUUCCACUUGGCAUUUAACCUAAUGUAGUAGUUGGAUGAGCUGUAGUGUUAUUUGCAUUUGAUGGGAGUCGAAUUUGCUUGUUC
Molecule: messenger RNA, 2091 nt
Organism: Ochotona princeps (American pika)
Lineage: Eukaryota; Metazoa; Chordata; Mammalia; Lagomorpha; Ochotonidae
Gene: KTI12
Product: KTI12 chromatin associated homolog
Exons: 1
Coding region: 549-1532 (327 amino acids)
Source: RefSeq, a predicted model, not a curated record